ACCGCAAAUGUUAUACUCAUUUACUCCCCGCCACAUGUCUGCCUCCCAUAAUACGUGUCUAUUUUCCCUCAUAUAUAUACGCACGCACGCCUCUCUCCUGCGCGAUCCAUUAACAAUUUGUUCUUUACACAGAUUACAAUACAAUACAAUGGCAUUCAGAGCAACUAAUUUGGUGAAAUCAAUGGUGAUUCGGUCACAAGGAAGCCAGACAUUUGCCACAUCAACCUCUUCCAAUACGAAGUCGUUAAAAGGUGCGUACGCACCCGUGUACAUCUCCCUCGGGUUGAUCUUACUGUCGGUUAGCAUUGGAGCGUUCACGGCCACACAUCAGCUGAAGCGAUCGCCGAAUGUUUCCGUAAAGAAAUCGAAGAGGGAGACUUUACCCGAGCUCGUAGAGCCGGAGAAGGUGGCGGAGGAGUCGGACAACUUCAUUAAGAAGUCGUUUUUCAGGAAGAUUGCAAAUGUGCAAGAGGCGGACCGCCAGGAAGUCAUGCCCGAUCCCAUCCGUGGGGAUUCCUACGCAAAGCACCCGAAGCCUUACAUCGAGCCGCUGAAGUCGGUCGGAGUGGAGGUGGAGAAGAAGCCAUUUGUUCAGCCACCGCCACCGAAGCAGUGAAGCUGCAUGUUAUAAUUUACUUAAUUUAGUAAUCAUAUAUCUUUUCAGUUUUUGUUAGACUGUGUUUAAGAUCACAAGCCUGUAGAUACGAAAAAUAUGCUUUGCUUCUAGAUUGUAGUUUUUAGUUGUGACAGAAAUGAGGAUAAGGUUAGGCGUCUUUCGAGUCCGUGGCAUUCCAUUAACUGGCGAGCCAGUGGCGGACCCAAGAAAUAUUUUCUAGGGGUGCGGAUUAGGGGUUACCAUAUUUUAAGGGGUGAGAUCAUAGGAUGCUUACCUACGAAAAUAUGUGUUUUCAAGGGGUGCGCCCACCCAUCCACUGUAUGUCGAGCGAACAUGAAUCCCGUGAACUCACUCUAGCACAAGGCGAUACUAAAUGAGAUUGUGUUUCUUGUUUGGUUCACAUAGCAUACGGAACUGUAAGCUGAAUUUCAUUUUGUGUAUUUGUUUCGACAGAUAAAAUGAAUUUGAAAUUAAUUUAUUCAAAAUUUUCUUGAAUUCUUGAUUUCAUUAUUGGUUAUUGAGUUGGACAAAUAUAUUUGGUAUUGAAUCAGGUGUUUCAAAUUUUUUUCAAAAGGUAUUCUACCUUUCUUUUUUCAAAUCAGUGUACAAAACCAGGUAGGUUGGGCUGGGUACCUUGCAUGGAACUAGAACCAACGAACCGGAUCGGGUGUGUGGUCGAACUGAUUUUCAAUUUUUAGCUUUUGUUUCUAUUUUUUCUUGGCAGGAUUUUUAAUUUUUAGUUUCUGUGUAAAACUUCAUAAAAAAAUUGUACCUUCUUAUUCGUUUAGUAUUCGUUAUUCCAUAUUUUAUUUCUUUAAAUUAGACUCGAAGGUAUGGAGAAGGCAAUCCCUCCAAGGAUGGGCCGCAACGUCAUCGUCACGUAGGAGUGACUUGGAGGGGAUGGACCUAGGGGGUGGAGGAUGAACCCCUUUGUGUAUAUGUAUGUAUGUAUAGGUAGGUAUAUGUGAGAGAAGAAAGGAGAAGGAGGCCCGGCAACUUCGGCUGUGGGCUGCUGGUGAGGCCGGGACGGAAGGGAGGGGGCGGUGUGGGGGACCGGCGCCGGGGCUCGCCGGGCCUAAGCCGGCCCCCAUACCGUCCAGUCUUAUUAUCUAAUCUAAUCUGACUUAGGGGAGUGGGGGUGGUAACUAGUGAUAGAAUUUCAUCACUCAUAAGCACCCAAUCAAGUUCUGUCAUGUCAUCAACCAUUUUUCCAUCACUCACAACCUUUUUUGGUGGCAAUGGUCAUCACUAACAA
Messenger RNA from Helianthus annuus (common sunflower), 1871 nucleotides. RefSeq lists its product as uncharacterized. The coding region runs from base 8 to 616 and encodes 202 amino acids. The transcript is spliced from 4 exons. Lineage: Eukaryota; Viridiplantae; Streptophyta; Magnoliopsida; Asterales; Asteraceae. The record is from RefSeq and is a predicted model, not a curated record.